Molecule: messenger RNA, 2064 nt
Organism: Symbiodinium pilosum
Lineage: Eukaryota; Dinophyceae; Suessiales; Symbiodiniaceae
Source: the annotation of a GenBank genome assembly
AUGGCGGCAUUGGUUGCUGCCUCUCUCACUCCUUUGGCGCUGCUGCGAAAUGGGCGGAAACAAGGUAACUUGGACUGGAGCACGUCCUGGUGGAUUACCAGGGAUUUGCUGAUUCGAGGUAUGGGACUUUGCUAUUUCUGUGGCUUCAUGGUCUCCGCGGUACAGCAUCGAGCCCUGUGGGGCUCACUUGGCUUGAUGCCCGUGACCAGGCACAGGCGGCGGCCUGCCCCCAUUUUCGAUCUUUUCGAUGAGUUGGGCCUCGGAUUCGGCGAUUGGCAGCUGGAGCUGGUGAGUUGGCUUGGCGUUGCUUUCUCCAUGCACCUCAUGCUUGGACAGAAACAAAGUUUGUUCGUGCCGCUAUUCCUGUGGGCCGCGUAUCUCUCCAUUGUGAACUUGCAGGCCGCUUUCACCUUCAACUAUGGCUGGGAAUGGCUCACGUGUGAGGUUGGCUUCCUGAUCAUCUUCCUCUGUCCUAUCUUGGACACUCGACUUGGCACAUGGACGCCUCCAUCCAGGCUGGUCCUCUGGCUGGUUAGAUGGUGUGCCUUCCGGCUACUCCUUGGCGCAGGAAUGUCGAAGGUCGGCCGCAACUCGAGCGCUUGCUGGCGCGAACUCAGCUGCACCGAGACGCACUACUUCACCCAGCCGAUUCCAAAUCCCUUAUCCUGGUAUAUGCAUCACUUGCCCAAGAGCUUUCACAAGAUAGAGGUUGCCCUGACCUUCGUUGAGCAGCUCGUGUUACCCUUCGCAAUGCUGGUGCCCAUGCGCAUUUUUCGAGUGCCGGCCGCUCUUCUUGAGGUGGCUUUCCAGAUUGGUAUUGUUGGCACAGGGAAUUACGCUUGGAUCAACUUCAUUGGGGCACUACCCUGCUUUGCGAUGCUGGAUGAUGGAUUCCUGCUUGGAGUGACGCCAUGGCCCUGGCGCCAGAAGCUGCAGCAAGCCGUGCAGGAGGCGAAUGAGCGCUCCGAUGUGGCCUCAGAACCGCGACUGACCCGACGCACGUUUCGUCGCAGCUACCUGAGUUUGCGGUCUUUGGUCAAUCUAGUUCUGGUCAUGGUCAUGGUGUACAAGUCCAAGGAUCCCAUUAAGGAGCUGUUUGGUCCUGCACCCUGGAUCAACAGCUACGACAAUUGGUUCCUAAUGAACUCCCAGGGCGUUUUCGGAUUCAUCAAUAAGCACCGGGUUCAAGUUGUGUUGAAGUACACGCAUCAUCCUGUGCCUGGAGGUCCUGAAGCCGUUUGGAAACCCUUGGACUUCAAGUGCCUUCCAGGAUCUCCUGACCGAAGGCCAUGCCUGAUGUCACCUUACCAUUACCGCCUGGACUGGGAGACGUGGAUUCGAGUCACGGCCUCCUUGGAGCAGCUCUGGAGCCAGAAGGCGCCGGCAGAUGCUUACCACCAGCACCUCCCAGAAUUUCUCCAGGUGCUGGUCAUAAAGAUCUUGAACGGAGACGAUGAUGCUGCAGGUCUAUUAGGUGUUCCCAUGCAGGAGCUGUUUCAAGAUGGAUUACCGCCGACAGCAAUUUCUAUUGAUUUCGCGUCCUACACCUUCACUACCCGCGACAACCACACGAAGUGGUGGCGUGUCAAAGCUGUGGGGCCCGACUCGCUGAGAGCCUACGGCCAGGGUAGUGCGCCAAAGCUCCGCGAGGACGAGGUACGCAAGUCGCCGCGCUGGCGUCAUUGGAUUUUGGGAAUUAGCAUCGUAUCGUCUGUGCUGCUCCUGGAGCUGGGCGCGCUUCAAGGCGUCGCAAGCGGCUGGAAUUUGCUCCUCGCCUCUGCAGCCUUUCUGCUCAUCUUUGUGGUGGUUCUGGCUUCAGAUUAUCCGCCAGCUUUUACAGCACUCUGCGCUUCCCUACCAUUGCAGCAACUCCUGGUUAUUAGUGUGCCGGACGUGGCAUCAAGCCAAAGACUUGCUUAUGCUCUCGCCUCCGGCAUGUCAUUGAGUGCUGCCGGCAUCAACGUUGGCCUCUCCUGGCACCGUCGCCAUGCACGGCUUGCAGCUUUGGUGCUACUUGUGGUUGCCUGGAUCUCCACCAGGAUCGAUGUUCCUGCUCUCACGUGA